Syngnathoides biaculeatus (alligator pipefish) is the source of this 495-nucleotide messenger RNA. It is a transcript of the gene riiad1, whose product is annotated as RIIa domain-containing protein 1. Bases 70 to 345 code for a protein of 91 amino acids. The record is from RefSeq and is a predicted model, not a curated record. The transcript has 4 exons. Lineage: Eukaryota; Metazoa; Chordata; Actinopteri; Syngnathiformes; Syngnathidae.
UGUCCUGCGCGUCAGUCACAGGCGGUCGCAAACUGACGCGGCGCAUUCGGGCCCGGUUUUGGAGCGCCAAUGUCAGUACAAAGCGGUCUCGGCAAACUGGACGUCGGCGUCCUGAACGCUGAACAGCGGGAGAAGCUGCGCCAGUUCAAAAUCCAGACGAGGAUCGACAAUGAGAAGUACCUGAUGGCGCACCCUGAGGUGGAGGUCAUGGUGGAAGAUUUUCUCAGGGAUGUGCUUCUUAAAAGGCCCACGCACAUUCGAGCCUUUGCUGCUGAACAUUUCACCAACCCCGACCUUCACACCGUCAUUAAUGCCAAAAUGGAGACCAUCAAUAUGGACUCCUAGAAGGCGAACAGCAAGAGGACGUUUGUCAUUUUCAGAGCCGUCUUUUGUGGCGAUGAACACAAAAGUUGUUGAUGUACACCAAAAUAUGAUGUUAUUUUGGUGGUAGCAGGUGAAAAAAAUAAUAAAGAUUGCCCUACAUAUUGAUCUUGA